Messenger RNA from Oxyura jamaicensis (ruddy duck), 2391 nucleotides. It is a transcript of the gene CD22, whose product is annotated as CD22 molecule. The record is from RefSeq and is a predicted model, not a curated record. NCBI's taxonomy places the organism in Eukaryota, Metazoa, Chordata, Aves, Anseriformes, Anatidae. The transcript is spliced from 9 exons. Bases 84 to 2279 code for a protein of 731 amino acids.
GGGAUGGGGCAAAACGCAGACACUGGGCACCCCAAACGCCUGGGUCUCCCAAACUCCCUGCAGGGGCUUUGGUCUCCCCAGCCAUGCGGUUCUUCAUCUGCCUCUUCUUCCUCAUCCCGGGUGCUGCCCCAGCCGUCUGCCCGAAGCCGGUGACUGGCCCGGAGGAGGUGGUGGCUGGGCUGGGCUCCUGCGUCCUCAUCCCCUGCCGCUACAACCUGUGCCAGGCGGGACCCGGCACCCGCCUGCCCGCCCUGCGCUGGCUGCAGAAGCCUGUCUACGACUACGGCCUCCGCGACUACCUGGGGCGGCUGCUGGUGAGCACCAGCACUGGUGUCACCAGCUCCAGGGCCAGGAUCGGGCUCGCGGUGUCACCCCAGCCCCACACCCCCACCGCUGCCACCCCCUCUGGGGAGGGGGACUGCAGCCUGGUCCUGUCCCAUGUCCGGGCUGAAGAUGCCGGUGAAUACGGGCUGCGGCUGGAGGCCAACGGCACCCGCCCCAACCGUGACCUGCGCUGGUUCCACAAAGUUGUCCUCAACGUCACCGAUGCUCCCCCUGCUCCCCGCCUCUGGCCAGACCCGCAACCCCUCAUCGAAGGGCGCACAACCACCCUGGGGUGCUGGUUGCCCCCUGCCUGCCCCGAGGACACCAUCACCCUUGCCUGGGAUGGGCCAGCCUCCAGAAUGGCAGGGGCAAAAGUGCAAGCCUGGACCCCUCCAGACCUCACUAUGUUUCCCCCGGCCACCGGCAUCAGCUUGGACUUCAACCCCACCUGGUACCAUGACAAGUCCAACAUCAGCUGCCUCCUGCGGGGGGCUGAUGGGAAGACUGUGACUCAGACAACCCGCCAGCUCCAGGUCCACUAUGCUCCGCGGGAUGUGCGGGUGGAGAUAAUGCCGACGUCCCCAGUCCACGAGGGCUGGCAGGUGACGCUGAGAUGCCACGACUCCGCCAACCCCCCGUCUUUCGCCUAUUCCUGGAGCUUCAGCGGCCUGGUGCUGUCCUCCAGAAUGGACAAGGUCCUCCUGCAGUCAGUCCAGGUCCAUGAUGGCGGUGCCUACCACUGCCAUGCCACCAACAUUGUGGGGACGAUUGAGUCCCCUCCCACCAUCCUCGAGGUCUACUAUGCCCCACGGGAUGUACGGGUGGAGGUAACGUCCCCCGUCCACGAGGGCUGGGAAGUGACGCUGAAAUGCCGCGACUCUGCCAACCCCCCAUCCCGCACCUAUGCCUGGAGCCUGGAGGGCCAGAUCCUGCCUCACAGCUCAGCCCAGCUCCGUCUGUGGCCAGUCCGGGAAGUGGACGGCGGCUCCUACCGCUGUCAGGCCACCAAUGCCAUAGGGACGGCUGAUUCCCCCCCAGCCCUCCUUGAAGUCUACUUCCGGCCCAGGAAUGCCACCCUGACGGUGCUGACCCCCCUGCCGGUGCUGGCGGGAACCCGUGUAUCGCUGCGCUGUGAGCUUGGCCUGGCCCACCCGCCUCCGUCCACCAUCCAAUGGCUGCGCAACGACCACCAUGAAGCCAACACCACUGGCCCCAUCUUCAGCUUCAACGCCGAACCCACCCGAGUCAGCACCUACCGCUGCGUUGGCCAAAACAUCGCUGGCUCCACCCAAUCCCCGCCCCUUGCUGUCAUCGUCUGGUAUCCUCCCCAGGCUGCUUGGGUGCGGCAGAGCCCUGGGGGACAGCUGGUGGCUGGGAGAGGCCCGGUGCGGCUGCGCUGCGAGGCUGGGGUGGCUGAGCCCCCCAUCUACAACAUCAGCUGGUUCAAGGGGGGGCAGCGGCUGCUGGCCUCUGGCCCCAACCUGCUGCUGCCCGGUCCUGAGCCUGCUGAUACUGGCACCUACAUCUGCGAGGUCCGAAAUGUCGCAGGGGCUGCCCGCAGUGCCCCCACCACUCUCAACAUUCUCUUUGGGCCACAGUCUGUGGAGCUUGUGCCGGAGCCAGGAGAGGACGUGUAUGAGAUGACCAGCGUGGCCCUGCACUGCCGCGUGUCCGCCCAGCCCCUGCCCAACGCCUUUGAGUGGUUUCAUGAUGGUCGAACCCUGGGCCGGGCCUCCAAGGACCUGUGGGUGCUGCGUGCUGUGGGCAUCCAAGCAUCUGGGCGCUACCACUGCCGUGCCACCAACUCCAUCGCCUCUGCUGACUCCCCUGAUGUCACCAUCACAGUCUACUACACCCGGGCCACCAUCCUGAGAAAGACCUUUCUGGGCCUCGGUGUGGGGCUGAGUGGCCUUCUGCUGCUGGGUGCCCUUGGGUGCUUCCUCCACCGCCGGUGAGACUGAGCACCUGGGUGUCCAAGCAUCACUGCUGCUCCCUGGCUACCUGUGUGCUCCUGGGGCCCCCAGGUGCCACUGCAUCAAUCCCAGGGGACCCAGCUACCCAAGUGUU